UAAACCCUGAUAGAGUGACUGCCCCUCUUACCCUUGCUCUCUCUUUCCCCACUCCCUCCCUCCCUCACUUGUCCCUUUAGCUUUUCUCCCCUCUCACUUCUUUUUCUGUGACAGAAUGGAGAAUAUGGGUUCCCCGGGACCUGCACACCCUGUGCCGGGUGCAGGGCCUGUUGCUGGGGUUUCUGUUGCCGAGACGGCAGGGGCUGAGGGAGACGAGGUACCGGCGGCGGUGAUCAACUCCAAACUGUUUCAGUGUGCGUGUGUGGGACGUUGGCUACCACUAGCCUACAGAGAAGAACUCUAUCACAUCUUACGGCUCACAGGCCCACUGCUGCUGUCUCGGGUUCUGUAUUUCUUCAUGCCGUUUGUUAGCACCAUAUUCUGUGGUCACAUUGGCAAUGCAGAACUGGCUGGAUACGCACUGGCCGCAGCGACCAUUAAUGUGACAACAACAUCAACAGGCCAUGGCCUCUCAUUGGCUUGUGACACACUCAUUUCUCAGACGUUCGGCGGUAAGAACUUGAAACGAGUGGGAGUCAUUCUGCAAAGGAGCAUUUUGAUCCUGGUGCUGGCCUGCCUGCCCUGCUGGGGCCUUCUCAUCAACUCUUACAACUUGCUGCUCCUCUUGCAGCAAGACGAUGAGGUGGCGAGAAUUGCCCAGCUCUACAUGAUGGCAUUUAUACCAGCUGUCCCAGCCAUGUUCCUGCACCAUCUGCAAGUUGCCUACCUACAAAACCAAGGGAUCAUUCUGCCGCAGAUGUACACAGCAGCAGCAGCAAACCUUUUUAACCUGGGGGCCAACUACGUCUUAAUCUUCAGCCUUGAGCUGGGAGUUGUUGGAUCGGCUAUUGCUAACAGCCUCUCUCAUGUAACGAUCUGCCUGCUGUUGUUUGGCUACAUCAGAUGGAAAGGGCUCCAUAAGCAGACGUGGGAAGGCUGGUCCAUUGACUGUCUGCAGGAGUGGGGCUCCUUUAUGAAGCUGGCUGUUCCCAGUUUGUUCAUGGUCUACUUUGAAUGGUGGAUCUGGGAGGUUGGAGGUUUCAUUGCUGGUGUACUUGGAGAGGUGGAUCUUGCUGCCCAGCAUAUGUUGUUGGAAAUAGGAGCCAUUACAUAUAUGUUCCCUCUAGGUAUCCAUGCAGCUGCCUGUGUGCGUGUUGGGAAUGCUCUGGGGGCCGGGAACACCGCCAGGGCCCUUGUCACCUGCAAAGUGGUCCUGGUUCUGUCAGGAAUGCUUGCUGUGCUCCAGGGUAUCAUCAUCGCUAGCUCUAAGUCCGUCAUUGGCUACAUAUUUACUACUGAUGAAAACAUUGUGCAGCUCACCUCAGAGAACCUCACAUUGUACACAUUUGUACAAUUCUUUGACGCACUCCUGUGUGUCUCCUCAGGGAUUCUUGUGGGAAGUGGGAUGCAGAAAAUUGCCGCCUUGGCCAACCUGGUGUGUUACUACUUCAUCGGUCUGCCAGUGGGAAUAAUGCUGACGUUUUUGGCCAAGCUCAGAGUAUUAGGCUUCUGGCUGGGCCUCUUUAUAUGUAUUGUCUUGGAGACUGGUUUCUACAUCUAUCUAAUCUUCAGACUAAACUGGAAGAAAGUCACACACAAGGCUCAAGUGCGGGCUGGAAGAAAAUUCAUGUCGAUACCAAUGUGUCCUGCGCAGACAGAGCUGAAUGAAGCAAUGGUGUCUGACAUCUCCGAUGGCCCGAAUACACAGAAUCUUUGCACCCUGAAGGCUCAGUUGGACAGUGAAGCAGCCCCUAACGCCGAAGGCUACAGUCCAGUCAUCACCCAGGAUCAGGACCUGAAAGCAGGCCUUGAGGCUGUGGCCAACAACACAAAUACAGGAGGAGCUGAGGGGGAUGCUGAGCAGAGCAGAAAGACAUCAAACGCCAAAACUCAAGUGCCGCUUUCAGUCACUCAGCUGAUCUUGCGGCGGGGACUCACCUUCAUGGUUUUAGUGGUCAUUUUGGCCAUAGGUGUCGCUUUCCAUGUUGCAUAUCCUGCACCUGAGCUGUCCGCCCACAGCUGGUCCAACUUUACCCUGAACUGGGCUAAUGACUCCACUCCUACACCACUGGCUCCGCUGUACCUGACCCAAAAUCUCUGAGCUGUCUUUGACCUCUGAAUGUACGCAUCUAGUGGCUGAACACAGUUCUCACAAACUGAUAUUUACAUCUCAGAGAGAGAGAAUAUCAAAUUCAUAGUUUAUUCAUCGACCUGGUUUGUUAUUUUGUAAAACUACAGCCUGACGUGGGCUACUAGAUUUGCUUUGUGUAGAGAACAAUAUGUCUCAGUGCCGCACUGCUGAGCAAAUCCACAGAGAGCUGGGAGCAAUAUCAAAUGAGACUGGCAGGAUGAACAAAGGUCUUGUAACAAAGAUCGUGUUUUAACCUGCUCAGCCUGAGAUGCUCAGCUGGGACUACAAGACACAUUAUAAACCCCUCACUAAGAGACCGCGUGGUUCCUCCACACAUAGCUUUUGAUUUUUACACUCAUUCUUGUCUUGAUUUACAUGUACUGUGACAUAUAUCUUCUUUUACUCACCUCAAAUCAUUAUCUUGUUUUUAAGCUGUAAGUGUAAGAUUGAGUAUAGAUAUGUGAUGUGAAAUUUACAUGUUUUCAUGUAAAUAUGAGCAGGCUACACCAACACAGUCUUGAAGAAAUACAUGAGCACAACCUCAACAAUUUCUUAUGUGGUGGUGGGCACAAAAUGGGUUAAAAUUACGUGUUGGCAACAAGAAAACAAUGACAAUGCAAAGUUUAUUAUGAGCGGCUGCAGUUUUGUCGUGUAACAGUCGCAGUUUGGUUAGGUUUAGGGAAAGAAAAACACUUGGUUAGGUGUAGUGAACAAAAGAAAACGGUUGGUUAGGUUUAAAAAAAGAUUGUGGGUUCGGUUAAAAUAACUGACCUUUGGUUUCACACGGGACACAAACAGCAGUGUUGUGGUUAAAAGUCUAUGUUUGUUUGACCCAUCCAUAAGAGUCCUGCAGGGGUCCCUUUUUGAAAACUGGCUUUCAAAAAAAAAAAAAAAAAAAAUGCUGUGGCUUGAUAACAGUGAUUAAGAUGUCAAAAAAUUA
Molecule: messenger RNA, 3071 nt
Organism: Epinephelus fuscoguttatus (brown-marbled grouper)
Lineage: Eukaryota; Metazoa; Chordata; Actinopteri; Perciformes; Serranidae
Gene: slc47a1
Product: solute carrier family 47 member 1
Exons: 17
Coding region: 116-2101 (661 amino acids)
Biological process (GO): xenobiotic detoxification by transmembrane export across the plasma membrane
Cellular component (GO): membrane
Molecular function (GO): xenobiotic transmembrane transporter activity; antiporter activity
Source: RefSeq, a predicted model, not a curated record